Penicillium chermesinum is the source of this 1812-nucleotide messenger RNA. Its product is annotated as acyclic terpene utilization AtuA family protein. The coding region runs from base 1 to 1812 and encodes 603 amino acids. NCBI's taxonomy places the organism in Eukaryota, Fungi, Ascomycota, Eurotiomycetes, Eurotiales, Aspergillaceae. The transcript is spliced from 4 exons. The record is from RefSeq and is a predicted model, not a curated record.
AUGUCUGUCACUCACAGCCGGACUUCCUCCGGUGGUGAGGACAACGUCGAGCCCGUCCAGCGCACGAUGCUACCGGGCGAGCAUUUCUUCGAAUAUAUGCACAUGCCUAAUCGAUUCGACUUUGUUGGCGACUGGGUGGUCACUCUCCAUGAGUAUCCCUACAAGUGGGGAUUCAAGUCUGCCCAUUGGCACGGCACCGCAAUGCCUACGCACAUCGACGUGACUUACACGUUUGAGAAAAUCGACGACAACACUACCAGAUGGUCCCGCCAUCGAAUCAACACCCUCCGAUCUGGUUGCUCUAAUGAGGUUGAUUUCCUCGAGGGGAAAAACGAUCUGGAGGAGGAGUAUCAGGAAAUCACUAAGCAGUAUCUGGAGAAGGGGAUCCCUCGGCAGCCCCCGCAUAAUCCGAAGCCCGUUCACGAGCCAGGCUGGCUCGCCACUCUUCCAACCGUCGACCGGGCACGGGCUCUGUUCUCUCUUUCCCAGAUCCCGGAGUUGGAUGCUAUCGUUGGCGACUGGAUGUCGGAGGCAGACAUGACCCAGAACGGUGCCAAACGGACACCUUUCAAGAAUAAACUCCAGAAUGUAAACCGCCUAGGGGAGGUGCGGGAUGGCUACCAUGCAAACUUUCUAGUCAAAUUACAGCCCGCCCUGAAGCACCUCGCCGCCAAUGGAACCAAGGUGGUUUGCAACGCCGGCGGAGGUAAUGCGCACGGGCUCGCCGAGGCGGUCAAGGAGCUUGUUGCCCUAGAGAAGCUGAAUCUCCGUGUCGGAUGGAUUGAGGGAGACGAUGUGACAGAAGCUCUUCUGUACGAGAUCCAGGGUCCCCUGUACUUCAACACAGAUGUCGUCGCCCAGAUUGACCAGAUUCAAGUGCAAGAGGUCGGCCCUAACAGGGUCAAGGUGUCGGGCGUGAAAGGACACCCUCCGCCCCCGACAACCAAGGCCGGAAUUACGGCGAAUGGUGGGUUUGCGGCCGAGUACCACGUCUAUCUGACUGGGCUCGAUAUCUCGGAGAAGGUCGAGAUGGUCAAACAACAAACACUGCACGCCAUAGGGGAUCGAAUCAAGGAAUUUUCUCUGUUAACCUUCACGCAAGUUGGGGUGCCCCAGGAGGAUCCAAUUUCGCAGGAUCUAGCGACCGUCGACUGCCGCAUAUUUGCCCAAGCCCCAAACGCUGAGCUUCUCGGACCGGAUGCAUUCCUGACCUGGUGCAAGAUGAACAUUCUACAGAGCUGCCCUGGCCUAACUCCGACAUUAGACUCGCGACAAGGGAUAGCGCGCCCUUACUACGAGUACUGGGUGGCACUGAUCGAGCAGCAGCUGGUGCAAGAACGAGCGCACCUCCCCAACGGUGAAUCCGUCCUGCUUCCCCCUCCCCAGAACACUGCCGUCUACCCCGCACUGCAGGCGAGUCAGGAUAUGACAGCCGACCCACUGCCUGGCGAUUCAUGGGGUCCCGUCAAGAAGGCCCCACUGGGGUUCAUUUGCCUAGGCAGAUCCGGUGACAAAUCAUCGGACGCCAACCUGGGCCUGUUUGUGCGCCACGUGGACGAGUGGGACUGGCUCCGGGGCUUCUUGUCGAAUCGGCGGCUGCAAGAACUGCUCGGCCGGGACUACCCCGGAAAGCCCAUUCUGCGAUUUGAGUUGCCACACUUGAGGGCCGUGCACUUCCUGCUGAAGGAUCACCUGGACCGAGGGUACAAUGCGGGGGGUGGGCUGGACACUCUGGGGAAGAACCUUGCGGGGUAUAUCUGGGCCAAGGAGGUGGAAAUUCCGCUGCGGUUCCUGGAGAGGAGCCGCAUCUAG